This is a messenger RNA of Manihot esculenta (cassava), 761 nucleotides long. RefSeq names its product cell wall / vacuolar inhibitor of fructosidase 2. The transcript has a single exon. Gene Ontology annotation, molecular function: enzyme inhibitor activity. Gene Ontology annotation, biological process: negative regulation of catalytic activity. NCBI's taxonomy places the organism in Eukaryota, Viridiplantae, Streptophyta, Magnoliopsida, Malpighiales, Euphorbiaceae. The coding region runs from base 162 to 710 and encodes 182 amino acids. The record is from RefSeq and is a predicted model, not a curated record.
UGUGUUCUACAACAUGCUUGUCAAAAUGCCACACCCAAACAAAUAGAAGACGCCAUUCCACUUAAAACAAAACCAAACUCUUACAACUUCCCAAUUCCUUUAUAAAAUUCUCUCUCUGGUUUACCAACUUCCCUUGAAAAAACCCACAAGAAAACAAGAUUAUGGCUUCACUCAAAAUCUUCAACUCUGUUCUUGUGUUCUUGGCAAUAAUGGGUACUUGUGGUUCUACAAGAUUGCAAUUUCCAGGAGAUAAUAACAGCGAGGACUUUAUUUCUACUUCAUGCAGCCACACCCUCUACUACCAAGUCUGUGCAUCUACCUUAAGAUCUGAUCCUCGCAGCAAAACAGCAGAUCUUCAAGGGCUAGCUCGUAUUGCACUUAACAUUAGCAAAUCAUAUGGGGUGGCAACUGUAGCCCACAUUGGUGAUUUGAAAUCUGAAGCUACAGGAAAUGAGAGUCUCUCCAGUUGCUUGGAUGAAUGCAGAGAAGAAUAUAGUGAGGCUGUUGAAAAUCUGGAAGAUGUAGUUGAAGCUCUAAAUGCUAGAUCCUUAGAAAAUGUGAAGACAUUGGUGAGCUCUGCGAUGACAUAUUCAGAUACGUGCGAGGAGAGCUUUGAGGAGAUACAACUUGCUUCUCCUCUGGUUGAUAGAAACCUGUAUUUCAGUAAGUUGUGCAGUAAUUUUCUGGCUAUAUCCAGUCUUUUAAGUUGAUAGAGAGAUUCAAGAACUGGAGAUGAUAUAUUUUUUUUUAAUUGUUGAUUU